AUGUCGCUUGACCUCCUCAUGCUCUCGGGUCCUUGCAUCCACCUUACGACGAAGAAACGCCACCUCUUCACGACUGCCAGCGAUCCCACCGACACCAACGAGGCACCGGAUACAGCGAAUGAUGCGCCGGAUGCAGUUCCUGCGUCGAUCCUUCCCGCACCGAUAGUUGGGCGGCCUAAGAAGAAGCCGCGACAAGGCGCGUUGGCCGAAGCUGCGCAGCCAGCGUCGUCGUCGACAGAACCGCCCCAGCAAUGCGAUCUCUUCAAGGUGCCCACCCCGAAGUCGAAGCCCAACUACUUCCUUAGUGCUGUUUCGCAGCCGCUACACAAAGGCACGGAGCGUACGGAUGAAGAGUACCUCAAGGACGAGGCUUGGCCAGACACAAAACCGGCUGCCGCUCGAGCCCAGCCACGCCUCACGUAUGAGAAGGCCCAGAAGAAGCAACUCGCUCCUCUCUCGCCGCCUCUCUCUGUCUUCCACUUUGACACGCACCGAACCGCUCUUCCUUCCGCCUCCUCGGGCUCCUACUUCCUCGACGCAGGCCUCGAUCCAGUCGCGCUGUAUGACGAUACGGACGUCAGCCACCGGCAUACUCCGCCCUCUUUCUACCGGCUCAGCGCCACCGAAGAGUAA
Molecule: messenger RNA, 633 nt
Organism: Acanthamoeba castellanii str. Neff
Lineage: Eukaryota; Discosea; Longamoebia; Acanthamoebidae
Exons: 2
Coding region: 1-633 (210 amino acids)
Source: RefSeq, a predicted model, not a curated record